AUGGAUUGGGAGCGGGUGCAGAAGCUUGUACGCGAGCUGAUAAUUGAGAUAGGCGAGGAUCCCACCAGGGAGGGACUGCGGGAGACGCCGCGACGCAUUGCCGAUAUGUACAGUGAGAUCUUUGGCGGCUAUGACUCGAACUCCGAGCUGUCAGUCCAGUUCUCCGAGGACUCGGACACGGUAAUAGCAAAGGGAAUCCAGUUCUACUCCAUGUGUGAGCACCACAUGCUGCCGUUCUUUGGCAAGGUCCACAUUGCAUACUCGCCCAACGGGCGGGUCUUUGGGAUAUCCAAGAUGGUGCGGCUGGUGGAAAAGUACUCCAAGCGCCUUCAGAUCCAGGAGAGGAUGACCCGGAGCAUCGCCAACGAGAUGCAGGCCCAGGGCGUCAGGGGGGUUGCGGUCCUUGUGGAGGCAGAGCACCUAUGCAUGAAGAUGAGGGGCGUCAGAAACGACGCACGGAUGGCCACAUCGGUGUUCCGGGGCAUAUAUGAGAGCAGGGAGGAGAAGGAGGCCGUCGUGGCCAUGAUACGCAGGCCCGCCGAAGACAUCUAG
Messenger RNA from Geodia barretti, 552 nucleotides. NCBI's taxonomy places the organism in Eukaryota, Metazoa, Porifera, Demospongiae, Tetractinellida, Geodiidae. The record is from the annotation of a GenBank genome assembly.